AUGUGGUCUCUCAAGCAGACGAGUCCCAUCCCCCCCCGACCGAUGCCCCGCGAGACCGACCCAUGGUUCGUCUACAAACUAGCCGCCUUCGUGUCCUUGGGCGCGCUGCUGUUUGGCUAUGACCAGGGCGUUAUGGGGAUGAUCGUGGCCGAUCAGCGAUGGAAGGACUUGAUGCAGCCUGCUAAUUCUUGGGUCACCGGUGCUGUGGUGUCCACGUAUGACAUCGGCUGCUUCGCUGGUGCCAUGUCUACUGGUGCCCUGGCUGAUUUAUAUGGCCGCGAGAGACUACUUGCGCUGGCUAGUAUUGUCUGUAUUAUCGGUGCUGUAAUCCAGGCUGCAUCAUAUACAAUCCCGCAGAUCAUCCUUGGACGUAUCAUCCUCGGGCUCGGGGUCGGUGGUUGUGCAGCUGGAGUCCCCCUAUACCAAUCGGAAAUUGCACCCUCCACUCUCCGGGGCCGUCUCAUCGGCAUCGAGCAGAUGAUCCUCUGCACUGGCGAGCUAAUCGCGUUCUGGCUCGACUACUGGCUCAGCCUCCUCUCGACACCGAGCUGGUGGCGCAUUGCCCUCGCAGUCCAAAUCUUCCCGGCCUUGGUACUAGGUCUAGGCUGCUGUACUUGGGUCUUGCCUAGUCCCCGUUGGCUGGUUGCACAGGGGAGGAAUGAGUGCGCGCACGAGGUGCUGUUUCGCCUGCAUGGAGAACAAACAGCCGAAGUAGAACUCAAGCAGAUACAGGAGACGAUCAGGCUGGAGCGUCAUGUAAAAGUGUCCUGGUCUGGGAUGUUCAAGAGCCCGAUCCUGAAACUCACUGUCCUGGGAUGCGGAAUCCAAAGCUUCCAGCAAAUCACCGGUACAAAUUCGAUCUUGUACUACGCCCCGUCUCUGUUCCAAAAAGGGGGCAUCAAAGACCCUCAAACCGCAAAUCUCGCUACAGGAGGCGUCGGAAUAGCCCUCUUUCUCAGCUCCUGGAUCCCCAUCUUCUACUUCGACCGACUCGGCCGCAAGACCUGGCUCCAGAUCGGCACAGUCGGCAUGAUGCUAUCUAUGCUCGGAAUCGCCGGACUCCAGCAACAAGCAGAACAGCGCCCUGAAUCCGGUGGCAACUACAUCAUAAUCCUAUUCCCGUACCUGUUUUACAUCUUCUUCAACGUGAGCUGGGGCGUUGCAGCAUGGACAUACCCAUCCGAGAUCUUCCCACUAUCGAUGCGCGCAAAAGGGAACGCGCUUGCAACUUCGGCAAACUGGGCUUCUUGCUACGUUGUCGCGCAGAUCUCGCCCGUGCUGGGCGAUGCCAUUGGCUGGGGUUUAUACGUUGUCUAUGCGUUGAUAUGUGUAGCGGCUUUUGCCUUUGUUCGGUUUGCCCUUGUCGAGACAAAAGACCGAUCGCUUGAGGAUAUGAAUGAGCUUUUUGGGCUGGAGAACUACUUCUCCACAGGUGAUGGCGCCAAGGACGACCAGGUUGGCUUGCUUGAGGAGCAGUCACUGGAAGAUGGGGAGUGA
This is a messenger RNA of Aspergillus puulaauensis, 1497 nucleotides long. Its product is annotated as sugar porter family MFS transporter. Bases 1 to 1497 code for a protein of 498 amino acids. The record is from RefSeq and is a predicted model, not a curated record. Gene Ontology annotation, cellular component: membrane. Gene Ontology annotation, biological process: transmembrane transport; carbohydrate transport. The transcript has 5 exons. NCBI's taxonomy places the organism in Eukaryota, Fungi, Ascomycota, Eurotiomycetes, Eurotiales, Aspergillaceae. Gene Ontology annotation, molecular function: carbohydrate:proton symporter activity.